This is a messenger RNA of Ananas comosus (pineapple), 1374 nucleotides long. Its product is annotated as serine/threonine-protein kinase rio2-like. The transcript is spliced from 7 exons. Gene Ontology annotation, cellular component: nucleus; preribosome, small subunit precursor; cytosol. The coding region runs from base 131 to 982 and encodes 283 amino acids. The record is from RefSeq and is a predicted model, not a curated record. Lineage: Eukaryota; Viridiplantae; Streptophyta; Magnoliopsida; Poales; Bromeliaceae. Gene Ontology annotation, molecular function: ATP binding; protein serine/threonine kinase activity. Gene Ontology annotation, biological process: maturation of SSU-rRNA; protein phosphorylation.
GACUACAUUUAUAAAUAAAAAUUUAACAGAUUUAAUUUUAGAAUAAAUGUGUAGAAAAAGACUAUUGCACUAAAAAGCUCUUCCAAAACCCUAGCGCCGCCCCUCCAGCAGAGCCACCACCUCCGCCACCAUGAAGCUCGACGUAGACGCGCUGAGGUACCUCUCCAAGGACGAUUUCAGGGUCCUCACAGCCGUGGAGAUGGGUAUGAGGAACCACGAGAUCGUUCCCGCGGAGCUCGUCGAGAGGAUCGCCGGGCUAAGACAUGGGGGAACGUCUAAGGUGCUGAGGAAUCUGCUGAAGCACAAACUGGUGCAUCAUGAUUCAUCAAAGUAUGAUGGGUUUCGGCUCACCUAUCUUGGGUACGAUUUCCUCGCAAUCAAGACCCUUGUCAAUCGCGGUGUAUUUGCUGCCGUAGGCCGUCAAAUUGGUGUUGGAAAGGAGUCGGAUAUAUUUGAGGUUGCCACGGAAGAUGGGACGGUUCUCGCGAUGAAGCUGCAUAGGCUGGGUAGGGUCUCUUUCAGGGCCGUCAAGUCUAAGCGAGACUAUUUGUCGAUCGGGAGGUUUUCUAGUUCAAUCAUACUGAAAAAACUGAUGCUAUGUUCCUUUCCUAUUUUGAUACCUCCUGAUGUUACAGUACUUUUUUUUUUUUCCCUCUUUGUUUUUCAGCAAGUUAAAAGCUCAUAUUGCAAUGAUGAAGACAGAGUGGAGGAAAAUCUAGAUUCAUGUAAUGUGAAAGUUGUCAGGGAGAACGAACCUACGGCAUCAGGAGAGCAGGAAGAUAGCAAUGAUUUGGAUAAUUCAGAUGAUGAUGACGAUGGAAGUGGUGAUGCCGAACUAGUUAAGCGCCUCAACAAGCAGAGAAAGCGAGCUGUUGCCGCCGCACGUGGGAGAAGGGCUUUGGCCUCGAGAAACUCUUACAAGGACAAAGGGGGUAAGUCGUCUCACAACUCGAAAAUCCAAAAGCAGGUUUCCAAGUGGUGAUGAUGACUGCAGAGCUGAUGAUCAUGGAGCUGAACAAAUUGAUCGGUUUAGGGUUAAACCGAAGUUUCUGAGAUCCUCGAUAAAAAUAAGCGGGACCACGAUUUUGCAGGCUCAAGCAUAAAUGUUUAAUCCCCUUGUACAGAAAAAUUUUGGUGAGUGAGCAGUUCCUGUUUAUCUUUCUUCUGUUUCACCCCUCCCUCUGUGAAAUGAGUAAAAGGCAUCCACAAAUUGUGAUAUUUAUGUUGCAAGUCUUAAUCACCUGUAUUCCCAGUUUUGGAAAUUUAAUUAUCUUUGCAAUGGCGUUUAUGCCUUGCGUAUGAAUUUGUUUUGUGCUGAAUAUAUUCAGUUCUUUUGAGGCCAUAUUCAUUGAAGCAACAUAAUUACUUAUUGAA